CACUAUGUCUACAGUUAGCACCUUUAUUACCUCCCCGCUCAUUGACGAUGUUGUCGAAUUGCCAUAUUGCGACAAAGAACGUGUUGUUGGAUACCUACGGACACGCUUUCUGAACGAUAAGCUGUAUACCUGGGUGGGGCAGGUGUUGCUUUGUGUGCAACCCUAUAAAGAGGUGCCCUACGCACUGACUCAGUACCCAGAACCAUCAGUCGAAGCGGUGGUGGAUCGCGUAUGCUUUCGUCUUGCUAACCAAAUUGGUAAGCGGGACCAAGCUAUUGUCGUCUCAGGGGACAGUGGAUCGGGUAAAACAUACACGUCAUGUCUUGCAAUUCGAGCAAUUGCGCGAAUGGAACCACAUGAAAGCGAAGGCGACGCAGUUUUGAGGAAAGCAUGGGCAUCUGUUCCACUUUUGAGUGCUUUUGGUAAUGCUCACACGCAGAUGAAUCCAAACAGCAGUCGUUUUGGAAAACUCCUACGACUUCAGUACCUCGAAGGAAAGCUCACUGGUGCCCAGAUUGAAACGUAUUUAAUUGAAAAGUCACGUGUGGCUAGCGUCAAUAAGGAUGAAGGAAACUUUCAUAUAUUUCGUCAGAUGUUAGACAGUCUAGAUGAUGAUACCUUGAUGACUUUAUUUCUGUCUAAGGGGGAUAAUUAUCGCAUUGCGCCGAAUGUUCAAAUCAAAUCCGCAUAUGGCGAAUCCAUUAAAGCCAUGGAGACUUUGAAUAUCGUUGAACUCGAUCAUAUACAUACGAUUCUAGCUGCCAUUUUAAAUCUUGGCAAUGUGUUAUUUUUAGAGAAUACAAACCCAUGUCAUGGGGAUGGAUACGAAGUAGACUGUAUUAUCGUAGCGCCAUAUAGUCAGAAAUAUUUGAGUAACGCCUCGCGACUUUUGCAAGUCACUGAUAUCCAAUUGGCCGAAGUUUUGUGUAACUCACAGUUUGCGUCCAAUUGUAAUGACAGUGUCCUAAAAUCACCUUGUACGAACGUUCAAGAUUGCGAAGCGCGAAGAGAUUGUUUAAUGAGGCUUUUAUACGAACGACUUUUUUGUUGGCUGGUCAAUUCUAUAAAUUUUCAAUUGUUUCAAGGUGCCACUGAUGAACACAUUAAUAUUUUGGAUUUGUACGGUUUUGAAGUGUUUGAUCAUAACUCAUUUGAACAACUAUGUAUAAACUAUGCUAACGAAAGAAUGAUGCAUUACUUCAUCAAGAGUUAUUUGUUGCAUCAACGACAAGUAUUACUUGCGGAGGGUUAUCAGGUUGAAAAUACGGAUGACAUUGAUUAUACUGAUCGAAUAAAUUUGCUUGAUGGAUCCAUUUCAAUAUUUAGUAUUAUAAACGAAGAAUGUGCAAUGAAAAGAUUUAAAAGCAAUUUAUAUUUGAAUACUCGAUUGGGGCAAGCGUUUCGUCAAAAUAAGCACUUUUUUAUCAACGAUGAGUUGGAAACAUUUUUUAGCAUUCGUCACUAUGCAGGGGUCGUAAAAUACGAUACCACCUCAAUGAUUGCGAAAAAUAGGGACAAAGUGCCAUGUGAUAUUAUUCAAUUUUUGAAAUCUUCUAAAUUUUCAUUUAUACGACAUUUGCUGGAAAACGACAGCGAACAAGUGGGGAAUAGUAAACGAACAGUUUUGACUUACUUCAAGACUUCCUUUGAUAAAUUGAUUAAGAUCCUAGAGAAAUGUGAUGUUCAAUAUCUCAAAUGUUUGAAGCCAAAUAACUAUAAAAUUGCUGAUUUUUUCGAUCAAGACUUUUUUGCUAAACAAUUGCGGUGUAAUGGAGUAUUUGAAAUCAUGAAAUUGUCAUUCCAAAAUUAUCCAAUCAAGAUGGAUAUUGAUGUAUUUACACAAAGAAUUGGCUAUCCAUUACAUGACAUUGUUGCAAAGUCUCUGGGUCAAGAAAUGCAUAUUGGUAAGCAGAGUAUUUUUAUGACAGAAAAAUGUUUCACCCUAUGUCAACGCUUCGGGCAUAUUCGGAGGAAUCAAGCUAUAAGAACUCUUCAACAAAGUUGGAUUAAAUAUUUAAAUCGAAGACACAAAGCUGCGACAAUUAUUCAACACUACUUUCGGAAUUACCUGUCCGUUAGACAUCACGAUUUGAAUAAAUUUAAGAGCUCCUCUAGACAUAUCGCCCAUCCCGCGUGCGACAUAAAAGACUUUCAAAUCAUAACUACAUUCAAGAAGGUGCAACACUUUUUAACGACAAAUUGGGUUGAGAAGAAUAAUGAAGGAAUGCCACUUUCCUUACAACUAGAGCAAUCAUUUAACCAGAUGACAACUAAGAAAUUUAAAAGGAUACUUUUCUUCGGGGACCGCAUUGUCAGCUAUUCAAAACUAGCUGAGGUUCCGAUAAGAUUUCACUUGAAAAAAACAUGUAUUCGUUUCUCACAUUUGCUCCCUAAAACGGAACUGUCGAAUGGAUUAACAGAUAUCUUUUAAAUGUAUUUUCUUUUUGAACCGUAACACGAAACACAUAAAUAAAUGUUAUUCGUGUUGAA
Dalotia coriaria is the source of this 2490-nucleotide messenger RNA. Its product is annotated as unconventional myosin-XIX-like. The record is from RefSeq and is a predicted model, not a curated record. Gene Ontology annotation, cellular component: vesicle; myosin complex; actin cytoskeleton. Bases 5 to 2431 code for a protein of 808 amino acids. Gene Ontology annotation, molecular function: ATP binding; microfilament motor activity; actin filament binding. NCBI's taxonomy places the organism in Eukaryota, Metazoa, Arthropoda, Insecta, Coleoptera, Staphylinidae. The transcript is spliced from 9 exons. Gene Ontology annotation, biological process: actin filament organization; vesicle transport along actin filament.